AUGGCUAGUCCUACCGCAUACGUCACAGCCAUUCGUAGAUCGGAUUCUCAGAUAUAUUGCUCACCAGCAGGCGCAGAAGCUUCCGAGGCGGAGGCUGCUAUUUCUGGGUCGAAAUCACUUUCCAGAAUCAACCCUUUAGUAGAGGUGCAAGCGGAGCUUAAAACGCGUACAGUGAAGGGCGAGGAGAGGGGGAGUGGGAAAGGGAGCCAGGGGAGCAUCAGGAGGGUAGGGGAAGAGGAGGGGGGAGAAACGGGAGGUGGAGAUGUGAGCGGUAAAAGGAGAGCAGGUAAUGUGGGGGGAAAGAGUGAGGGAGGCGGGAGGAAGAGCUACAGGACAAAAGGCUGCAAAGAGGAGGAGGAAGAGGCAGUGGCAGUGAUUGCUGGAGUGCUGAGGAAGAAAUUCGGGCCCCAGAUUGUGAAAGAGGAGUUGGAGGAGUGGGGGAGUGGGAUGGGAAGCAGCAAGGAUGAAGGGGGUGUGGGGAGGAGGGAGGAGGAGGAGGAGGAGGAGGAAGGGGACGAUGAGGAGGAGGAGGAGGAAGCAGAAGCAGAAGCGAGUGAGGAGGACGCACCACCCACCACAUCUCCUCCCACGCCCCCUCCUCCAGCCCCCGGGUCGUAUCUCCCUCCUCCCUCCUCUCCCUCUACCGCUUCUUCUCCUCCCACCUCGGCAUCUCCUAUCCUUCCACUGUCGCUUCCCUCCUCGCUUCCCACCCCCAACUGCUCCGCUCCAAUCCCACCAAUGACUUCCUGCCACGUGUCCGCCUCCUCCAAAACUCUCUUAGCUAAGCUCCAGUUUUUUGUGGAGCUGGUGGGGGAGAAAGCAGCAGGGAGGGUGGCGAGGAGCUACCCGGCGGUUCUGCAACUUUCGAAGGAGAACCUGCAAGGCAAGGUGGCGGAAUUGGCUGAUUUGAUUGGCCAAGAGAAUGCCGUGCGGGCGGUCGCACAGUUUCCUUUGCUACUAACGUCUAGUGAAACUGUCGUGAAGAAAAGCUUUAAAGAGCUUGUGCGAGAAGUGGAGGAGGCAUUUGAGGGCAGUGGAGAAGCGGGAAACGGGAUGCAAAGGGCCAAGGGGAACAUGGUGGUAGUGGACUGCUGCUUGAGGAACACGUGGGGCAAUGACGAGUCAGGGGAAAGAGCUGUUGCUGUUACAGAGCAGCAGCUUGUGGAAUUGGAGGCGACAAAGAAGCUGGUGUGUUUGCAGCAGUUUCUCCAAUUCACAGACAAGCAGUUUGAGGAGAAGUUUGGGGUCAAACUGUAG
This is a messenger RNA of Closterium sp. Naga37s-1, 1257 nucleotides long. Lineage: Eukaryota; Viridiplantae; Streptophyta; Zygnematophyceae; Desmidiales; Closteriaceae. The record is from the annotation of a GenBank genome assembly.